AACAGCCACUUUUGUGGGUACAAGAGCAGCAGCUUUUAAAACCAAGGGUAAACAUUCAGACUUCAUUAGGAUCCUCAAUACAAGCCAGCCAGUAAAAUAUGGAAUCUACCCAGAGGAGCUCAGUCUAUCGGAUGGUCAAGACAAAUAAAACUGGGUCCAAGGUAGCAGUUUCAGCACAGAAAGGGUCUGAGGUUACUAACACAACCCCUCAGCGGGGACAAGGAUAUAUUAUUGCCUCGAGCUCACGAACCGCUGCAGCCCCCCUAAGUCCUUUGCCCCAUCGAAGAUCAGAAGCUGGGCAUCUCCCCUCUUUCCAUUCAGCAUCAGACUAUCCACGUUCUAUCUCCCCCCAGUCAGGGCCCAGUGGAACACCCAUCCCUCGAGGAAGUGAGGCCCGAUCAAAAUCAGAAUCAUACCGCCAUCCCUCUAUUCAUCGAAAGAUCCAGCAAACUCAAACAUCAGCUUCCCAUGCUGUCCAGACGCAACGGAAUGUUAGCCCAUCCAGAGAGGAAUCAGCACGAAGAGGGGGUGAGAGCAAGCCAGGGCGUGACAUCAGUAAUCGCUACUCAUUAACCCCUGAUGCCAAAUCCUCUCGCCGGUUGAGUUUUGUAGACCAGAAGGAUAACUUACAAAUCUUGCAAGAAGACCCACCCUCCAAGGUCCAGUACCCACAAGGGGUCAGAGUUCCCCGUAGGACUUUGGUUUACCCAAAGGAUGAAGCAGUCCAAACUGAACCCAUCCAAAAGGGUUUGACUGCUACUGAGAUCAGAUCUCCAAGAAGACCCUCUAGCCCAGAACAUAGCAGUGGCCGAGUCAAUGCAGACUCUCGGACAGCCCAAAGAAAGAUCCCUGGCCAAGAGUGUGAAAUGAGUCAUCCCAGCCCAAUUUACACAGAACCCAAGACUUUGCAUAGGAAUAUGAACUUGGAAUCAUCCGUCAGACUCUCUAUCCUAAAGGAUUUGAGUGGUGGACACCGAGUUUCUAGGCGUUCAGAUCCUGAGACUAUCCCUAAGCAGUCUGUCUACACUGACACCAAGACCUCCCCAAAGAACUUAAUAUCAUCAGAAGUAGAGUCCAACCUGAGGUCCUCAACUAGAGGAGAUGGCGAGGUCAGCCGCAGGGUCACCAUCUCCUCAGUGGAACAGUUAUACUCAGCUCCCCGUGUGACAUCUCGAGCAGUGUCUGAGAACCCCGACAAAUCUAUGUUUGUCACUCCAGAGCCCAGCUAUAAGCAGCACACCCAAAGACCCUCAGAAAGUGUCUGCAUGUCCCCAGGACCUGCACUCAGGUAUCCAGAACCCUCCCCAAAGCCCUCGGUCCAUGCAGAACUGGAACUGACCCCUCGGCCCUUACCCCCUCGGUCCUUACCUAGGUAUGGACCUGACUGUUCAUGGUGGGCCUUACUCAAUCCUGAAGCUGAAACAUCCCAAAGCCGGCCGACAACACCUGAUUUUGAGUCUAAGUCCCCUCUUCCCCCAGACCCUUUAUUGUCCUUUUUUGAAAUGGACUCAAGUCCUUUCUGUGAGGAAAUGAUGUUCCAGAGAGAGAAGGCAAGUCCAUCACCACCACCAUCAGCAACACCACCACCACUAUCACCACCAAAGGAGUCUCCAAACCAGGCACCAUUGAGGGAAAUGCCACAAGCCCUCAAGCAGACCUCCAAACAACCCACUCAAAGAUGUGUCUGAGGAAAUGUAUAAUCGUGUCAUCUGGUGGCUAAAAG
Messenger RNA from Panthera uncia (snow leopard), 1723 nucleotides. Its product is annotated as serine/arginine repetitive matrix protein 1-like. The transcript has 2 exons. Bases 99 to 1688 code for a protein of 529 amino acids. The record is from RefSeq and is a predicted model, not a curated record. NCBI's taxonomy places the organism in Eukaryota, Metazoa, Chordata, Mammalia, Carnivora, Felidae.